AUGAGAAAAAGAUUUGUCUCGAACUAUUACUAUAGAGACUUGUACCAGAAGUUGCAGACCUUAUCUCAAGGAAGUCGUAGUGUCGAGGACUACUACAAGGAGAUGGAGGGGAGAGUUGCAGCUGUGAAGAAUCAAUUGGUUGGAGCUUAUAACGAAGAGGAGCAAUAUUGGCAACAGAAAUCUAGGCUAAGCUGGCUUCGGGAAGGAGAUAAAAAUACCAAAUACUUCCAUGCAGUGGUGAAGGGGAGGAGGAAGAGAAAUAAGAUAGGAAAUUUGAAGAGGGAGGAUGGUUCUUGGACUACAACUGAUGAAGAAAUUACAGCCGAGGUAGCUAAGUAUUAUAAGCAUCUCUUUAAGUCUAGCGAGAUACAAUGCUUGGAGGAUAUUUUGGAUGGUAUACCUAGCACCAUUACUGACCACAUGAAUGGUAAUUUGACUAGACCAGUGGAGGAAUACGAAAUAAAGGGUGGACUGGGGAUAUCUCAAAGCUGUGAUGGAAAAAAUGGGGUUAGUCAAUUGUGGGUGAAGUGGAUUAUGGAGUGUAUCACUUCUGUAUCUUAUUCUUUCAACAUCAAUGGAGAGAACAAGGAGUAUGUGAUUCCAUCUAGAGGCAUUAGGCAAGGUGACCCACUGUCACCUUACCUUUUCUUGUUAUGCUCUGAAGGUCUCUCGAAUAUGCUUAAGAGAGCAACAAGGCAGGGAUUACUCAGUGGUCUAAGGAUUAGUAGACAUGGGCCAUUCAUCACACACCUCUUUUUUGCGGAUGAUACACUCGUUUUUUGUAAAGCUGCGAGCCAAGAAACAAGGAAACUAAAGGAAAUUCUUGAUCAGUAUGCAAGAGGGUCUGGUCAGCUAAUCAACUUGGACAAAUCCUCUAUACACUUCAGCAAGAAUACUAAGGAGAAUGAUAAGGUGAAAGCCUGUGUGCCACUAACAGGUGUUAAGGUAGUGAAUCAAGGGAAAUACUUGGGGCUUCCAAUGGUAGUUACAAGGACAAAAAGUCAGGUCUUUGGGUUUAUAAAGGACACCAUUAAGACACGGCUAAGUAGUUGGAAGAACAAGUUUUUGAGUGCAGCAGGCAAGGAGGUGACGCUUAAAACUGUAACUAUGGCUUUGCCAACGUAUGUCAUGUCUUGUUUCAAGUUACCAGCUAGUCUUUGCAAAGAAAUCACACGUUUGAUGGCUGCAUAUUGGUGGGGUGAGUCACAAGGCAGAAGCAAGGUACAUUGGUGUUCUUGGGAUAAAAUGAUGAAGGCCAAACUGGAAGGCGGAUUGGGGUUCAGGAAUCUGGAAUGCUUCAACAGAGCUCUACUUGGAAAGCAGAUUUGGAGACUGUUACGCUUUCCAAACCUGUUGGUCAGUCAAGUAUUGAAGGCUAAAUAUUAUCCCAACGAAAAUAUUCUGAACUGUGACAUCCCUAAACAUUCUUCAUGGUUCUGGCAAAGCAUAAUGUCUGCAAGGGAAGUUGUUAAGGGGGGUAUUUGGAAGAGAGUUGGCUUAGGUAAGAGUAUUAAAUUAUGGAAGGAUCAGUGGAUAUCAAACAAUCCAAAUGGAAAGCCAACAACGAUGGUGCCAGAUGGGGGGGAGGAGCAGAAAGUGGAGGAGUUGAUAUCAAAUUUUAGGUGGAAGAGGAGUGUCAUUUUUAGAAGAUUCAAUAGAGAGGAUGCGGAGAACAUUUUGCGCACACCUAUUAGCCUGUCAAGGACUGGAGAUUUGCAUUUUUGGAUCCAUAGUAAGCAAGGAGAAUACUCAGUUAGGUUGUGCUAUCAACUUCAACUGAAGGAAGCAAGGAUGAAGGCAGAACAAGCAAAGGGGAAUCAGGCUCAGAAGGUGUGGAAACUCGCACCAGUUCAAUGGGAUGGGUUACAGAACCAAACUGGAUGCUUUAGGCAGUGGAAUGAUCUGGAAUUCGAAGGGAAAGUGAAGGAUGGAUUCAGAGUUGUGCAAACAGCGAACACUGAGUGGUUCAAGUUUGAAGAAGCUGGUAGAGUCACACCAGCUGGGAGUACAUCAGAAACAGAUGCAACAAAUGCAAGCCAAGGGAGGAACGAAUGGAGGCAACAGACCUGA
This is a messenger RNA of Coffea arabica (coffee), 2070 nucleotides long. NCBI's taxonomy places the organism in Eukaryota, Viridiplantae, Streptophyta, Magnoliopsida, Gentianales, Rubiaceae. The record is from RefSeq and is a predicted model, not a curated record.